Molecule: messenger RNA, 4197 nt
Organism: Branchiostoma belcheri (Belcher's lancelet)
Lineage: Eukaryota; Metazoa; Chordata; Leptocardii; Amphioxiformes; Branchiostomatidae
Product: tudor domain-containing protein 3-like
Exons: 13
Coding region: 138-2579 (813 amino acids)
Biological process (GO): mRNA processing
Cellular component (GO): nucleus; cytoplasm
Molecular function (GO): RNA binding; protein binding
Source: RefSeq, a predicted model, not a curated record
CAUGACAGUCGAGAAAAUAUAAAUUGAAUGCACAUGACAAAAAUUGACAAACAUUAUUAACAUUUCGAAGUUUUAGUACCAAUAUCGGUUGAACCAAUGAGAGCGGCUGUUACAGAGCGUCAGGAUCCCGCGGCAAGAUGGCUGCCGAAGCGGCAGUUUUGUGGAAGCAAGGCUGGCACCUGUCAGCUGAGGGGAUUGCAACACUAAAGCAAGAGAAUAACAUCACUACAAUAGAUGGUAUUGUUAGGAAAGCUCUGGAUGAGGACCUGAAAUCCAUAGGAGAAAAGUUUCUGCCUGAGGACAUUAGCAGGGGAGGCAGCAGUGAACUGAUUGGUCCAUGUGUUCUCCAAGUGACGAAGGUGCGGAACGUGUCAGCGCCCAAGGCUAACGAGGAGUCGGGCCACGCCCCCCGGAUGCUGAAGGUUCAGAUGACAGACGGUCACACCACCUGUAUCGGCCUGGAGGUGGCACAGGUGCAACAACUCAGCCUGUCCACCCCUCCUGGUACAAAAGUGAAGUUGACCGGCUCCAUUCCCAUCAGUAAUGGGUUCCUGAUGUUGGAAGGGUCCAAUGUCAAGGUCCUGGGGGGGCAGGUGGAGAAACUCUUCUCUAGAUGGGAUAUUCAAAGAAAACUAGCACAUCACUCACGAGCCAACGUGAAGGUGGAGGGCGGCGCCCCACCAUUUGUACCAUUUGGACAGAGAGUCUCCAGUGGUGCAGUGGCAACGAAAGACUUAAGGUACAAGAAGAGUCUUCCCAAGAAAGAGACGGAGUCUGAAGAAGCAGACGAGUUCUCGGAGCAGAGGAAGGCCGUGAUCGCGGAGGUCAGUAAAUCGAAGGAGGGGACGAAGACGUUUGGAGGGACGGGCAGUCUGCCGGCCACCGCCAUCCCGGAGAAGAAGUGGGGAGGGCCUGCAGACAGGAGGGGCGACAACAGGGCUCAGGGAGUCUACAGGGAACUGUCCAACGAGUCGUCUCAGGUUGAAGAGAAAUCGGUACAGAAGCUACUGGAGAUGGGCUUCAGCAGGCAGGACGCUGUGGGCAGUCUGAGGCAGAGCAGCGGGGAUGUACAGGAGGCCAUCAACACACUGGUCAACAGUCAGGGACAGGGCCCCGGCCAGGGUCACGGCAGGCAAGGCACAGGACACAGGGGACAGAGGGACGACAGGGGCAGAGGGCGAGGUCGUGGGAGGAGAGGUCGGGGUGAGGAGGAUGAGGAGGAUGUGAGUACCAGGCCGUCUGGACCAGCCACUCUGUUUGACUUCAUCCUGGAGUCAAAGAUUGACAACUUGAAAAUAGAUGACUCGAAAGCCGUCCCCGGUGCCCAGAACAGCCAGCCUCCCCGGUACAACAGGCCACAGGGUGGGAGAGACCAGAGAGAGAACCACUAUGACGGGCAGGGCUGGCCUGAGGUGGGAGACUCACAGUUCUACGGGCACAGGAACCAGAACAAUGAGUACAGGGGCCAGAGAAACCCGCCUGGCGGCAGGCAGCAGUACGACCAGCACAGCAGGGAGGGAGGGCACCACUUCAACGACUCCAGACCAUACGACAGUGGCAGGGGGGGAAGGGGUGGACGGGGGAGAGGGGGCAGACACGACCGGGGGGGCGGGGGUAGAGGUAGGGGUGGUGGUGAUAGUAGCUACAACAGGGGGUACCAGGAGGAUGCUGGAAGGGGAAGGAGAGGUGACAGUAGUAGGCAGAAUUUUGAUGACUUUGGUCGACAAAGGGAGGACGUAAGAAGUAACGGACCUCACGGUCGGCAAGACAACUAUAGAGACACAAGGAGAGGAGGUGGUGAGCAGGGCAACAGGCCUGGAACGAGGGAACAGAGGGGCGGAAAAACGGAAAACCAGGAGUUCAGGGGGCAAAAUGACUCUUACCGAGACCACAGGAGGCAGCAGGACGGGAAUCCCAGGAGACAAGAACGAAAUUUGAACGAAAACUUCAAUCAAAACCAGCGGGACAAUUCCCAGCUGCAGCGUGGAGACAGGACUGAUCCCAGGCAGCACCAGGACCAGGGGAGUAGAUACGACAGCAGAAGGACUAACAACAGACAGGGGAGCUACGAGGACAGAGGAGGUGGUGGUGGGCAGAGGCAGGGAGGGAAUGAACGGACACACCAGCCAAGAAAUGCAGGGGAAGGCAGUCAGAGGAAGUGGAGAAGAAACGACCACUGUCUGGCCAGAUACUGGGAGGAUGGCAAGUUCUACCCUGCCAUGGUGACGGACGUGGCGCCAAACGGCCGUACAGCCGUCGUGCUCUUCUCAGAGUACGACAACUACGAAGAGGUGGAAAUGUUCAACAUCAGACCUACACAUGGUGGAGGUUGGAUGGACUCCUCGGAUCCUGCCUCCGCGGGCACAGCCCUGAGCGGGGACCAGAAAUACGAGCCGUACCAGGGGGACAUCAACACCACUCUGGAGUUCCACCGUAGCAGCGAUCGCCGGAGACCGCCCGCGGACCGCGCCCAGUCAGCCCCGACCCACGGGAGAGGACCCAGGGAACCCAAGAAACCCACCCGCCCUGCCCUGCCCAUCUACCAACCACCAGCCAAGAAGAAACAGUCCCCUGAGUGACCCAUAUUUAAACCUUUUGAAAUGUUUAUUUCAGUUUAACAUUGUGUGGUUGUGUUGACUGUAUGGGAGGACAAGUUAGGUGCUUCUCCAGGGCUUGAAAUCCUUUUUUUAUGCACACCUGCCCCAGUGUAGAUAACAUUAAAAAUUACCUGCAUCAGGCAAACUUUACCUGCACCACUCAGAAUUUAGGAAGUAUGAAUCAUACUAAAAGCUGUUUAGAAAUCAUUGCCAUUAUUUCUUUUAUACUGUACUUCAUAGGUGGUGACAGUCAACACAUCAAAUAAAAAUCCACACACCUACAUUUGUAUACAAACCCAGUACACGGACCAGAGCAGAUUGGGUGCAGGUAGACAUCAGAUCAGGAAUAACUGCACAGCUCCAAUUUUACCUGCACAUAACUACAGGUGGGAUUUCGAGCCCUGUUCUUACCUUCACAAACUGCCCUCCCAUGUACUUGACUCAACUAUACAACAGGAUUUCAAAAUAUAUAAUGUGGGCAAGUACAGAAUAAGCAUACUGUCAGCAAAGUUCAAAGAACACCAGUGUUUAAUUUGGCAAGUUACUUUUCCAAUGUCAAUGGCACUAAGUGAAAAUCCCCAUGUUUCAAUGUUGUGAUUGAAUAUGGAGUUAUAUUAAUUUCAUAACAGUUUUGAAAGAGUACAUGCUGUAUACCUCUCUAUUUUAGUGCCCUUAUAUCUUGUAACUAAAAUAGGCAUAAUAAGUUGAAGGAAGACAUAAUCAAUGUGAAAUUCUUAUAGAAUUCUGAAUUCCUAGUGUAUUUAUAAAUUGAAUGUGACAAGUGAUCAAAGAUUGGAAAAUUUGAAGAAUGAAAGUGUGGCACUAACACGUGCUUGAUCAUGAGUUGAAAUGUCAAGACCAAUGGUACACUAGAAGGUAACUAAUGAUCUGUUAAUUCUUACUCAAACAUAUUGAUCUACAAAUGAGGUGAAGCCAGCCACUCCAACUCAGUCUUGCUACAUAAUGUAACCCAAUGCCGUAGGGUGUCUGCUACAGCACCAGUUACCAUGGUGACAGCCAUCUGGUCCAGGUCAUUGACCAUAUGUGUCUGGAGAAGAAUAAGAAACAGAGCAAAAACAAUGUUUUCCUUCUGCGAAGGUAAACAAAAAAAGUAAUGUUGAUGCAACUGAGUGAGGCAGUUCUAUGAAAAAGAACCUCCUUGGUGCACCUUUUGAGACAUUCUUUACUCAUACACACAUUAAGGAGCCAGAACUUCUACAUAAGCCCUUCAAGUUGAUUGACUUGUUGUACAUGUAGCUCUAUUAUUAUAUUACAAUGAUUCAGGAUAACAUAGUGAAGAAAUUCCCCCAGUGGCAAAUAAAGUAGAAAUGAGCAAGAAAUAUUAAACAUAGGAAAGUGAUAGAACCAAAUUGUGCAGCUGAAUAGAGCUUGAAAUUGCCAACUCUGAAUAUUAUCGAACAUCUUACUCUCAGAUAUUCUAAGAUUAACAGAAACAUAAAUAGAGGCCAGUGGAUAACAAGGGUGACACUUCCCCUUUUAAGUGCCUGAAUUCAGGAUGCAUGUUGUGCUUUCUUUAUUUUGUACAUUUAUGACAAUUGAAAAUACCUCACUUUAAUGUAGAAAAUGAGAUUUUCCCACA